AUGUCCCAACAACAACACAAUGAUGACUGCAAAACUUGUUCUGUCAUUAUUGAGUUAAUAGAUUUCGGAAUUGGAACAUGUUAUUCAAAUCUACUAAACAAGUUCCACAAUUAUCAAACAGAUUUGAUCAAAUGGAUGGAUAAUCGUGAUAGGGUGGAUGAUCGAUUUCUUCCAAUCGAAUUCAUGCACGAUAGAUCCUUCGUGAUGGAUUACUUCAAAAAAUUCUCUCACAAUUUCGAGAGUGUAGCCGAUGCAUUCAAGAAUGACAAACAAGUCAUCAAGGAAGUAGUUAGAAAUCUCGGCUGUUUGCUUACCUUUGCAUCUGAUGAAUUGAAGAAUGAUAGGGAAGUUGUUUUGGAAGCUGUCAAACAAGAUGGUUCAACACUUGAAUAUGCAUCAAAUGAAUUGAGAAAUGAUCAUGAAAUUGUUCUGGAAGCUGUCAAACAAGAGGGUGAGGCACUUGAAUACGCAUCAAAUGAAUUGAGAAAUGACAAACAAAUUGUUUUAACGGCUGUAAAAAAAAAUGGUAGUGCACUUCGAUAUGCAUCCGACGAAUUGAAGAGUGAUAUGGAAUUUGUAUUGGAGGCUAGUAAACAAGAUAGUUGGGCAGUUGGUUAUGCAUCUGAUGAAUGGAAGAAUGACAAACAAAUUGUUCUGGAAGUAGUUAGACAAGAUGGUUCAGCACUUCGAUAUGCAUCUGAUGAAUUGAGAAAUGACCAUGAAAUUGUUCUGGAAGCAGUUAAAAAAAAUGGUCGAGCACUUGAAUACGCAUCAGAUGAAUUGAAGAAUGAUAUGGAAAUAGUACUGGAAGCAGUUAAACAAGAUGGUAGAGCACAUGAACAUGCAUCUGAUGAAUGGAAGAAUGAUAAACAAGUUGUGCUGGAAGUGGUUAGAGAAGAUGUUCUUGCUCUUUCCAUGACUUCUGACGUUAAUGCAGAGGAACAAACCAUGUCCUUGUACAUUGCCAAGAAGAACAACAAACAAAGAAGACUCAAGAAGGUUUCCCACAAGAAGAGAAGAAACAAUAAGAAAGUUCACAAAUAUUUGGAUACCUACGGAAGAAAGAGAAGAGGUUUGAAGAGACAUGGUAAGAAGAGAAUUAUCAGAAAGAAGAUUGACGUCUAUGGAAAGAAGAGAAGAUUCAAUAAGAAGAGAAGAAUCGACACUUAUGGAAAGAAGCAUAGAAAGAAUAGAAAACAUGGUAGAAAACACAGAAAGAAUAGAAAGAAUAGAAAACACAAUAAGAGAGUUGAUGUUUACAAGCGUAAAUAA
Messenger RNA from Naegleria gruberi, 1272 nucleotides. RefSeq lists its product as uncharacterized. The record is from RefSeq and is a predicted model, not a curated record. NCBI's taxonomy places the organism in Eukaryota, Heterolobosea, Eutetramitea, Acrasida, Naegleriidae. The transcript has 2 exons. The coding region runs from base 1 to 1272 and encodes 423 amino acids.